AUGGAGAGGCAUAACUCCAUGACAGUAAAUGAAGACACUCCUCCAGAGGGAAGCAAUGAUGUCUUGCCAUUUGCAGUCGCAAUUAUAUUUUCAGUUAUUUUCUUCAACCUAAUAUUAAUAUACCUUUGUCGCUACUGCUUGACAUGCUUUCAUUUUCUCGACUUUGAGGAAGAAGACGACGACGUACUUCCUCUGAUGCAGACCAACAGAAUGAACAAUUCAAGACCUCCUACUUCGUUCCCAACGGAAAGGCUUCACCAUAUGUUAGGGUACAAUAUUCCCCGCCAUAGGCAGCAGCCUCCCACAUUGUCCCAAAACGAAUUGGGCUAUUUGUCUCCAGUAAUAACUUACAGAGAAUGGCUUUACCAAAGAAGAACAGAACAGAAUAAACAAAAUGUGCAAUGCGAUAAUCUUCCGAUUGAUAAAAUUCCACCUACAUUCGACAAAGAUCCUUUUCUUUUAGGAAUGUCAAUGAAUUCAACCGUAACUAAAUGUUCGGAGAAUGACUCCAUUGAUUCAAAACCUUCCAAUGAGAAAAAUACUUUUGACCAAGCAAAAGAAAGUUGCUUUAAAGAAGAUGGUUCAAACCAAGAAGAAGACGAGGAAGACUUUUGCACAAUCUGUUACGCAAAUUAUGACUAUAAUGAAUAUUUACGUCUCCUUCCUUGCAGGCACAUUUUCCACGCUCAAUGUAUAGAUACGUGGAUGACUACAUCGAAAGCAUCGUGCCCUCUCUGCAAUGAAGACUAUAGCAGAAAGCAUAAUAAGCGUAGAAAUCACUCGGCUGAUUUUUUCAACACAGAGGACUUGACUAAUGAACCCGGAAACAUCCAAGCUGAAGAAAUUGCUCCUUUCGUAAAUCCGGUCCUGUCUUUUCGUGACAGCAGGAUGCCUUUGUUUACGAGCAACGUUGUGUAG
Schizosaccharomyces osmophilus is the source of this 918-nucleotide messenger RNA. RefSeq names its product ubiquitin-protein ligase E3 Meu34 (gene meu34). Lineage: Eukaryota; Fungi; Ascomycota; Schizosaccharomycetes; Schizosaccharomycetales; Schizosaccharomycetaceae. The record is from RefSeq and is a predicted model, not a curated record. Gene Ontology annotation, molecular function: zinc ion binding. Bases 1 to 918 code for a protein of 305 amino acids. The transcript has a single exon. Gene Ontology annotation, biological process: protein ubiquitination.